CCAAAGCUGAGGGGAUUUCUUCCUUCCACCUCUUCCGAUUCACUUUUCCCUCUCCCCCAAAACCAGAAUGCGACAGAACCCAAAUCACUACCAGACAAACCGGCCAUGGCCGGCAUCUCCAAUGCCUCCCUUCGCCUACUCCCCAUUUCUCCCCCCUUUUCCAACCCUUCCUCAAAGCUCUCUUCUUCAUUCUUCCCUUUCUCCAUCCCACCACCAUGUGUCGCCUCCUCCUUCUCCGACGACCACCACCACUCUGCCGCCUCUCCGAUUCCUUCCCAAAACCCUCUUCCUCUUCUUCUACACUCUAAUUUCCCGUCCCUCCAAACCACCUGCUCCUCCUCCCAUUUAAGAGACGCAUUGAAAAUCGAAGAAAAACUCCUUCAGCAACAAAAACCCUAAAAAAAUGGGUGCCGCUCAGGGGAAGCAGCACAAUUCAAUUUCACCGAACAAAGGGAAGGGGAAGGUGAAAUUAGUUAAUGGGUUCCCUCCCACGAGGCGAAAAUUUGACGGGCAGCAUCGAAGAUCGAUGGGUCCUCAUCAUCGGGGCUCGGGUCGGAGGUACGGCGACAAGGGCGACCCGCAACCGCCUCUCAGGACAUACACAGGUGGGUUCGCUGCCGGCGGCGAUGGUGGAGAGAGUUAUGGGGAGACGAAAGAGAGGGAUGGAAGGGAUAGAAAAAUGAAGAGCGAAGGCAGCGGUGGGAGUGGUGGGAGCGAAGGAGGCGUUGUGGGAAGAAUGGAUCCGAUUAGGGGAAUGGAUCCGUUUGGUGUGGAGGAGACUGUCGAUGGCUGGCCUAAGUGGCUCGCUGAUAACGUUCCGAAAGAGGUUUUGGCUGGCGUGGUUAAGAAGAGCGCUGAGGAUUAUGUUAAGCUCGAUAAGAUAGGAUCAGGAACCUACAGCAAUGUGUACAAGGCACGAGAUAGGGAGAGUGGGAAGAUUGUGGCUUUAAAGAAGGUGAAGUUGGACACAUCCGAGCCGGAGAGUGUUAAGUUCAUGGCUAGAGAGAUCAUGAUACUACAGAAGUUGGAUCAUCCAAAUAUUGUCAAGCUCGAAGGGAUCGCCACUUCCCGGCUUCAGUACAGUCUUUACCUAGUCUUUGAUUUCAUGCAGACCGAUCUCCAAACGGUCAUUUCUCGGUACGAGAGGCAACUCACUGAACCACAGGUGAAGUCGUAUAUGCAACAGCUGCUAUCAGGGUUGCAGCAUUGCCAUGAUAAGGGGAUUUUGCACAGAGAUAUUAAAGGAGCAAACUUGUUGAUUGACAAAUAUGGGAUGCUGAAGAUUGCUGAUUUCGGGCUAGCGAAUUAUUAUUCUACUAAACCCAAGAGACCUCUCACUAGCAGGGUGGUGACGCUUUGGUAUAGAGCUCCUGAACUUUUGUUGGGUUCUACAGAUUAUGGUGUGGGGAUUGACCUGUGGAGUGCUGGAUGUCUGAUGGCAGAAAUGUUUUCUGGCCGCCCAAUCAUGCCUGGGAGAACAGAGGUUGAGCAAUUGCACAGGAUCUUUAAGCUAUGUGGCACACCAUCAGAGGAUUACUGGAAAAAACUUAAGCUAUCAACAACUUUUCGACCCCCUCAACUAUACAAACCGAAUCUCCUCAAAGCUUUCCGAGACUUCCCUGAAUCUUCAUUUGGCCUGUUGACCAGUCUUCUUGCUUUAGAUCCUGGGUAUCGGGGAUCUGCACACUCAGCUCUCAGCAACCAAUUCUUUUUCACGAGUCCUUUGGCGUGCGACUUAUCUGGUUUGCCUGUGCUUCGCAAGGAAGAAGAUGAACAAGCUAAUGAACAGAGAAAGUCAAGAAACUCCAACAGGCAACGAGCGAGGAAGCAUCACGAGAGGAGAAAGAAGGAAGUGACAGUCGAAAGAGAGAGGGAGGACAUUGGUGAUCUAGAACAGGAGCCUGAAAUGGUGAACUUUACGCCGUUAGAGGCUGGGAGCAGUCCUACAACUAACACUAAUAGCAGUGGAAGUUCAUCCGGAACCGGAAGGAAUAAGCAGCUAACUGAGAAGAGUGAGAGCCCUCCACCAGCUCUGCCUAUCUAUUCACCAAUUGACUUAUCGAACCAGAAGUUGUUGUUGUCUCCGGGAGAAAGUCCGAGUCCUACGAGGAACAAGAACACGAAGAACCCCCUUCCUCCAUUACCGAUCUCCAAGGCGAGCAGCAUCAAAUACCUCAAGAAUGAUGACAAUAUGUACAGAGUCAGAGCAGCAGUAGUUCAGAGGUCUGCUUCUUCAAGGGAGUUCAGGAAGUUGAAGCCUAGGAAACAACACGUAGAACAGCUCUAUGCAACUGAAGAGUAGUAGUAAGUUCUCCAAAGCCAAAUUCCUAUUUCUUCAUGUUAGGAAGAAGAAUGCGAAAAAUGGGAAGAAAGACUUCCGCGUUGCUCUUCAUUUUUUAGUUGCUAUCUGUUGCAACUUGAGGUUUUUCUUUUUGUUGAAAGUAUUUUCCUUUAAACUCUUUUGCAAAGCUUGCUGCAAUAAGUAUACAUAAUACAUGCUCUCGCAUAGAUACAGGUUAUAUUUAUUUAUAUAAUAUCGCAUAUGAAUUAUGCCACAUUUUUUGUAAUUACUUACUUCUGGGUUAAUGUAAAUUAUUAAGUAUUAAUCAUUUCUUUCUUUUCCCUGUCACCCUGCCUCCACAGCUUGUAGGACCUUACACACUCAAACUCAUGAAUUCUAUAGUUGAUGCAUAAACUUUGGUUGCAGUAUUGUUGUGAGAAUAAAGAA
Linum tenue is the source of this 2728-nucleotide messenger RNA. The record is from the annotation of a GenBank genome assembly. NCBI's taxonomy places the organism in Eukaryota, Viridiplantae, Streptophyta, Magnoliopsida, Malpighiales, Linaceae.